Molecule: messenger RNA, 2161 nt
Organism: Erigeron canadensis
Lineage: Eukaryota; Viridiplantae; Streptophyta; Magnoliopsida; Asterales; Asteraceae
Product: heterogeneous nuclear ribonucleoprotein 1-like
Exons: 5
Coding region: 266-1690 (474 amino acids)
Molecular function (GO): RNA binding
Source: RefSeq, a predicted model, not a curated record
AUACAUACAUACAAUACUAAUAUAACUAAUAAAAAUCGCCAUCAAAAAAAUUAAUAAAAAAAACUUAAAAAUCUAUCAACUUUAGAAUUCCCCAAAACAGGGGUUGCUUUGCCCUCUAAUCAGAUCUUAAAGAAACUUUGAUUUUUAAUUAAUUGGUUGAUUGUUGAUCAAGUUUCGAUCUGCUCAAGAAAGAUCAGAUGCUUUUUUAUUGAUUCCAAGAUUACCCAUUUCUUAGUUUACCAAUAAUCCAUCAUCUUUUUGAGGAAUGGAAAUGGAGCAUGGGAAGUUGUUUAUUGGAGGGAUUUCAUGGGAUACUAAUGAAGAAAGAUUGAAAGAGUAUUUUCAAACUUUUGGUGAAGUGAUUGAAGCUGUAAUUAUGAAGGAUCGAACCACGGGUCGUGCUCGUGGGUUUGGUUUCGUUGUUUUUUCUGACCCUGCUGUUGCUGAAAGAGUUGUUAAAGAAAAGCAUAUGAUAGAUGGUAGAACUGUUGAAGCAAAGAAGGCUGUUCCAAGGGAUGAUCAACAAAUGCUCAACAGGAGCAGUGGAAGCAUUCAGGGUUCUCCUGGGCCUGGACCUGGACCCAUCCGAACAAAAAAGAUCUUUGUCGGAGGGUUGGCAUCCUCGGUCACUGAAAGUGAUUUCAAGAACUAUUUUGACCAAUUUGGGAUAAUCACUGAUGUGGUGGUUAUGUAUGAUCACAACACCCAAAGGCCUAGAGGUUUUGGAUUCAUAACUUAUGAUUCAGAGGAAUCUGUUGACAAAGCAUUGCUUAGAACUUUCCAUGAACUCAAUGGUAAAAUGGUGGAAGUCAAACGUGCAGUUCCAAAAGAAUCAUCUCCCAGUCCUAGUAGGAGUCAGAUAAGUGGAUUUAACCAUGGUUUAAGUAGAGUUAAUAGUUUCCUUAACUUCGGUUAUGGAGCAAGAAUGGAUGGUAGAUUUAGUCCGGUUUCUGUUGGCCGAACAGGUUAUCCUCCAUUUAGUCCAUCUAGUUAUAAUUUGGGACUAAAUUCUGAUUCAGUGUUAGGUAUGAACUAUGGUGGAAAUGGAAACGGAAACGGAAACUUCAGCUCCAAUCUUGGAUAUGGGCGUAUGAUGAACUCUAUGUACAGUGCAAGUCCAAAUAGGUAUGCUGAUCAAAUUGGGUACGGCAUGAUGGGAGGUAGUGGUGGUAAUGGAGGUGGUUCUGUCUUAAAUUCAACUAAUCAUAACAUGUGGGGGAAUGGGAAUCAGAAUUUUACUACAAAUUCUCCAAAUUUGAGCAACAUUUUGGCUCCCGGAAAUGGGUCUGGCGGAAUUGGAACGAUUUGGGGUAAUUCCGGUACUGGUGGUACCGGUGUUGGUGGCAAUGCUAGUCUUAUUGGAGGUAAUCUCAACUUUGGCAAUGAAGAGAAUGCUAUUGGGUAUAGGAGGAACAAUGGUACUACUAGCAAUGUGCCACCCUUUCCGUAUGAUGUGAUUGAUGAUGGUGAGAUUGGCAGUGGCAACUCAUAUGGCAAUGGCGACACCGGAAGUGGUGGAGGUUUAUUUUAUGCGGAUCCCACAUGGCGUUCUUCAUCUCCUGAGCUGGAAGUACCUGGUUUAUUUGGCUAUAGUCUUGGAAGUGGAGCUUCAGAUGGCAUACCAAAAAACUCGGUUGGCUAUGUCGGUUAUAGUGCUACAAAUAGAUCAAAUAGAGGAAUUGCUGCGUAGGAAGAUUGCUAUCAGGAGAUAUGAAACCUUGUGAGAAUGAACUUAAGAUUGAAGAAUUUGUGAAUUCGUUUAAUACACCCCGUGAAUGAGGUACAUCAGUUUUUAGAACACCGUACAUUUGGUUAGAGCUACUAAUGGAAGCAGCACCUGUUUUAUAGAACACAUUACACGAUUUGGUUGAACAUCAUUGGAGUUUUUAAAAAUAGGCUUUUGAUAUAAGGAAAAGAAGAUAAAAAAAAAAGAACUGAAACCUUUUUUGCAUUUAUAAUUUGAUAUUUGUUGUUUCGGGAACUUUGAUCUGUCAAGCCCGGAAAAGUUUAUAGUUUUUUGUAAGGUAUGUGGUAUCAUCUUCCAUACCCAUGUUGGGGUUUUGUUGUUAAUUAGAUUGUGUAUGAAAUGCUUGGUGUGAAACACUUUUGUUGGAUGCUAAAUUGGGAUCCCUUUUACAAUGAAGUUACUCUAUAUUCAAUA